AAAUUGCAAGGCCCUUAGUAGGACCCCUUAGUGAUAUAGGAUAACCAAGAGGCCAAGAUACUCGAACUGGGAUCUCUACUCCUUCUGGUAGACCAAUACUUCGUCCCAUGGUGCCUAUUGCGAAAAUGAGUGGUUGACGAAACAAUGGCUUUGGAUUGGUUGACUUGCCUUGUGACGUCAAACUAUUUUUACACCGAGGGAUUUUCCUGUUUUUCAUUAUGGUUUCAGCUUAAAUGCGUUUGGGCUGUUUUCCUGGCUUUUUUCGAGCUCACACAUAGGCAAACUCGCCCCGGUGCCGAAAUUUAAAUUCAAAUUUGAUUUCAGUUAUGUAAGGAACGAAAUCAGCGCCUCCAGUUUCUGAUUUUUUUUAAUUUAGCGGUUAUUAUAAAUCUAGAUGUUUUAGAAUUUGGAAUAAAAAAGCGAACACGCCAAUGACCCCACAGACACCUGUUAUAUGUACAAUCAAUUUUACUAUAAGAACAAACUUGGUCCGUGACCUGCACCCGACUAUCACUUUUAUUAGCGUAAUGAUUAUUCUUUCCAAUCCGCAAUAUUCAUUGUCAUGUCAUAAGAGACGGUACAUCGAUUAUCUUGGCAAGAACGAAAAUCUCGUCCCUACGCAAUAAAUCUCGCGCGAUAGUUACUCGAAACCGUCCUUGAUUGCUCUUCCUGAUUCAGUGGUGACAGAUUCUUGACAGGAUAUUUACACUAUAUAACGGGGGAUUCGAGCUAGUGGAUGUCUGGUGCGGAUACGGGUGAAUCGAAAUUCAGAUAACUAUAUUCAUCCCUGGACGCGGUUUUACGCAUUAUGAACUGAACAUGUUAACACGUGACGUCAGUGACGUAGCAGGCUAUGUUAUCGUCAUUUCAACCGUGUUCUUGUCUCUGAUAAAAUCCAACCAUGGCGAGGAACUGAGGCUUGGGAUUCUGACUAGAAAAGGAGGAGUCUUUGGAUGGGAUCAAAAUAUGGGAGCCUUCCUGAUUGCUAUAGACAAGCUGCAUAAAAACGGGCUUAUGACCAACUACACAUUUAGGCCGAUUUUUAAUGAUGAUAAAAAUACUCCUAAGAGAGCCGCCGGUCUAGCUGUCGAAAUGAAGGUCAAUCACAGUGUCAAUGUGUACAUUGGGCCACCAAACUCACAAAAUACUGUCCCAGUGGGCUAUCUCUCUUCCUAUUGGAACGUACCCCACUUCAGCUGGGCCUCCACGAAUCCCAUACUAACUGACAAGAAAAAGUACAAGACCCUUGUUCGCUCGGGGCUAGGAACCUUUUCAAAGUUCGCCAAGUCAUUAUUACUGGUAUGUCAGAAGUACAAGUGGAAGAAAAUCGCAGUGUUCCUGAAUAAAGCUUCGAUUUGUUCAUACGCAAGGGAAGGAAUCGACCAACUUUUCCCGAAAAGUGGCGUCGAUAUUGCCGAACAGAUAAUCUUUGAAAGCAGCCAGUUUAGCGACGCUAUGGUGGAGGAUCACCUUAACCGUUUAAGGCAAAGGGCUCGUAUUAUUGUGAUAUGCGGCAGGCGCAGUAGUAAAAUUGAUGAAGGACGGAGGAUUUUGAUCGCGGCGCAGAAGUUAGGAAUGACAAAUGGCGAAUACGUCUACUUCUACCCGGGGACGCACAGUCUAAAUCUCAAACCAAAGCAUUGGGAAAUAACCAAUGACCCAGACAACGACGUGGCGAAAGAAGCCUACCAGUCUCUUUUUUAUAUCACGUGGAGAGAAAGCGAGGAAGAAAAAGAUUUCAGAAAAAACUACGCCAGAAUUUUAUCAGAGCCACCAUACAACAACAACUCGCUACUUAAUGUGACGGUGUCGCAAUACGUGUCUUUCGCCCAUGACACGUUCUAUUGCUAUGGCGUCGUCUACCAAAAGAUCUUGGAUAUCGGCGGUAAUAUCACCAAUGGCACAUUAUUUCUCGAAAUGGCCAAGAAUACGACAUUCGAAGGUGUGACGGGGAGAGUAGCAUUUGACGAUAACGGCGACAGAGAGCCCGACUACACGUAUUGGAAGUUUGACAAAGAUACUGGGGAAAAGUACCCAGCCAUUGAAGUGCUUCUCACUCAGGGACUGCAAGUGGUGGAAGUCGGCACCAUCGACUGGGUAAAUUCUCGAAGGAAACCUCCACCUGACACUCCAAGCUGUGGCUUCUUUAACGAGAAGUGCAAAGAGGACAAUACAGGUGUGAUAGUUGGUGUGGUCGUCGCACUUUUUGUGGUUGCCACCGCCGCCGGAGGACUAGCCUACUGGAUAAGAAGAAAAAAACAGGAAGAAGCAUUAGCCAAGAUGUUAUGGAAAGUUAACUACAAUGAAAUAACGCUUGUCACUCAGAAACGAGGUUUAGAAAGCCAAGUUAGUUUUCUGAGUUCAACAAAGUCUCGCAAUUCUUCUAGAGGCAGUCAAAGUGGGAGGCCAAUUUCCCCGGCACCACUUGAACAGAACUUCACAACUCUUGGCCGCUAUAAAGGUCAAACUAUUGCCGUCACCAGGAUCAGAAAGGAUACUCUACAACUGACUAAAGAGGACUUGGUUCAACUGAAGGCGAUGCGUGAUCUUGGUCACGAGAAUAUGAAUCCUUUCAUCGGAGCCUGUGUUGACCCGCCAAACUUUGCGGUCCUGUUUGCAUACUGUGCCAAAGGCAGCCUCGUGGAUAUCAUAGAAAAUGACGAUAUCAAGUUAGACUUACUGUUCAAGAGGUCACUCAUACAAGAUUUGAGCAACGGUCUUCACUAUUUGCACUCCUCCUUCCUCAAGUCACAUGGCAAUCUCAAGAGCAGCAACUGCGUGAUGGACAGUCGGUGGAUGUUAAAGAUCACGGACUAUGGUUUACAGAGGUUGAAGGUGGGGCAAAGGGAGGACGAGUUAGGCGAUCAUGAACGAUACAGCCGUUUAUGGUGGACUGCCCCCGAACUCCUUCGCCAGGCUUUGCCGCCUCCCGGAGGUACACAAAAAGGCGAUGUAUAUGGUUUUGGAAUCAUAGUGUAUGAGAUAACCUUCCGUCGAGCACCAUAUAGCACAGAAACCUUGACUCCAAGAGAAAUCAUCGAUAGAAUAAGAGCUGGCGAGAAAAACUGCUUCCGUCCCGAUAUCGAUGACGUCCCCGAAGACGCUAAUGCCAACCUGGUCCAGAUGAUUGAGGCCUGCUGGGCGGAGAACCCGAAUGACCGACUGGACACCACGGGAAUUAGGAAGGCGCUGAAUGUCAUUAAUAAGGGAAGGAAGCUGAAUAUCAUGGACAACAUGUUAUCUAUGAUGGAGAAGUAUGCAAACAAUCUUGAGGAGCUCGUCGAGCAGCGGACUGGGGAACUGAUCGAGGAGAAGAAGAAGACUGAUCUGCUUUUGUACAGAAUGCUUCCAAGGCAAGUGGCAGAGAAGCUAAAAAAGGGCGACCUGGUGAAGCCCGAGGCGUUCGAGAGAGUGACGAUAUUCUUCAGUGAUAUCGUGGGUUUUACCACGAUCUCCGCCAAGAGUACACCCAUGCAGGUGAUCGACUUACUCAAUGAUCUCUACACGAUGUUCGACAGCAUCAUAGAAAAACACGAUGUUUACAAGGUUGAGACAAUCGGAGAUGCCUACAUGGUGGUGUCCGGUGCCCCCGUCCGCAAUGGUGAUCUCCAUGCAGGCAAGAUAGCUGACAUGGCACUCAGUAUCCUUCAUGGCAUCCAUCACUUUCAAAUGCCCCACAUGCCACACGUCCAGCUUCAAGUCCGGAUAGGACUGCAUUCGGGUUCUUGCUGUGCAGGGGUGGUUGGGCUGUCUAUGCCAAGGUAUUGUCUUUUUGGAGAUACGGUGAAUACAGCAUCGAGAAUGGAAUCGACCGGAAAGGGUAUGCGAAUCCAUCUGAGUACAGAGGCCAAUGUAGCCCUGGCUCACCUUGGCGGUUACCAUACAGAGAUGAGAGGGGAGAUUGAGCUGAAGGGGAAGGGGAAAGUGAUAACGUACUGGUUGAACGGCAGGGACGGAUUCACCAAGCAACUUCCAACAGAAGAAGAGAUUAACAAUAAUCCUCUUCGACCAGAUGGGCUGCCGCAAAGAUAUUUCUGGCCAGAUAAGUCUAAUGCAAAUUUGUCCGAAGCUUGAUGAGGUUGCGACUGUACGUCAAUGCACAUUAGGAAGGACUGGGACAAGCAGAAACGGCAACAGAAAUGAUACAGAUAUUUUCUACUAUAUACAACAUUUACCACAUACACAUGAAGAAUCGCGUCAUCCAGCGGUGUUGUCCGACUCCAUCCGACAGAUCAAGUCUGGACCUCAUCUCUACUCCUUGUUUGUGACAAAGACUGUCCUUGGACAAAUAAUCAUUGAAUCAAUCGGUCGUUGUGACAACUCCAAUAAAUGCGACAUUUAGUUGAUAUUUAUAUGUAACUAUAUUGAAUUUUGUCUCCAAUGUAAUGUGGCGUAAAGUAAGGUGCAGUAAAUUAGUGCGUACGUACGCAGGUAGUGGUCUCGGCUUCAACAUACGCAUGCAUACAGGGGGAAGUAGGCCAACCACUAAAAAUCGGAAAAUUGUGCGUACGGAUUAAAAAAACGGAACCCAAGUAUUAAAUUGUAUUUAUACAUGUAAGUAUGAUUGUAUGAAUCGGGUGCACCCUUGUCCCUUGAUAGUGUAAUGUUUUCGGGUAUGGGAGAGCAAAUGGCCUUGUCGUUUGCCCUGUUGUUGAUGUUAUUGUCGGGAAUUUCUGAAACUGCCUCUUUCUGAUAACCUGCCGAAAAUAUUGUCACAAUCCGUUACAAUUCAUAAACUGGUAGUAGGAUCCCUUGUGAAUCGGGCUGUCCGUCAAUUAACGACAAAUUGUUUUCCCAGUGUGACAAUUGUUAAUUCUACUCCGACCACCAGCAAUAGAAUUAACAGCUCGAAAGAGGUGUUCAAUGAACGUCUACGUGGGACGGCGGUUGGUGAGGCAGGAAUACUAUGCCCAGGGGAACUGUGGUAUAAGAGGAAGUGCUCAUUCAAUUGAAAUAUCAUGGUCACCUUCUGCCACUUAAGGCUAGGCCGGGUAGGACUAUUCUCCAGGGGACUAAUCUACUUUCACACCAACGUAUGCUUCUCUCUGUUUUGGUCGGAACCUGCGAAAUAGAUUCAUAUGUGUUGAAGGGAUCAUUGGUGUCUGAAGAGAGUCUGCGGUAAAUUUUGCAAUCGAAUUUUAUUACUUCAGAGAUGUAUCUAAACUUCGAUUUAUAAUAGAGUGUUAAACAAGUAAGGGAAAUAAAU
Messenger RNA from Lineus longissimus, 5206 nucleotides. RefSeq names its product atrial natriuretic peptide receptor 1-like. Gene Ontology annotation, molecular function: ATP binding; adenylate cyclase activity; protein kinase activity. Gene Ontology annotation, cellular component: plasma membrane. Gene Ontology annotation, biological process: intracellular signal transduction; protein phosphorylation; cGMP biosynthetic process. The record is from RefSeq and is a predicted model, not a curated record. The coding region runs from base 820 to 4074 and encodes 1084 amino acids. NCBI's taxonomy places the organism in Eukaryota, Metazoa, Nemertea, Pilidiophora, Heteronemertea, Lineidae. The transcript has 24 exons.